GCUCUGAGUUUGAAGAUGUUCAUCAUGAGAGAGCAAGUGGAUCUGAUGUGCUGUAAAUCAGUAGGAACUGAUCUGUCCAUGCUGGAUAUUGAUGAUUUGAUGACAGAAAUCUCUCAGCUGAAGAAAGAGGUGGUGUUACUGGAGGCAAAGCUGAGGGAAAGAGGAGAUCCACUGAACGGAGAGGAGCUGGAGAAGGUUUCCUGUCAAUCUUCAGUGUGUGUGACUGAUGGGACCUCCACAGAAUGUCUGGAUUCAGUGUGGAGCAUCAGAGAUCAGAGAUCUGAACAGAGAUCCAGAAACACACAGGACUCAGAACUCAGUCUCACUUUACUCUGUUAUACUGACACUCAGGAGAGUGUGUGUGACAGUAAUCAGGGUGAUCAAACCUCCACAGAGUCUCUGGCUUCUGUCUGUAAUGCUGGAGAACAGCAGAUGCUGCAGAUACCAUUGAAGAUGUGUUCAGUGAAGCUGCUGGACUGCAGGAACCUGAUGGAGAUGAGAGGAGAAACCACAGCAGAGGAACAGCACAGUGAUGAAGAUGAUAAUAACGAUGAUGGGUAUUUUAUUCCUUCAGAUGCAAACAGUGGUUCAUCUUCUGAUGGAGAAACGGCUUCUUCAUCAAAACAACUGACAGCACAGAGUCUUUCCUGCAUGACCUGUGAGAAGACUUUCAGCUCAAAGGGACAUUUAGCGAGACAUGAGAGAAAACACACAGAACAGAAAUUCUUCAAAUGUAGGAGAUGUGGGAGUAGAUUUUCUACUUUACAAGACAGGAACCUUCAUUCAAAAGUGCACAGAGUGAAGAAGGACUUCUUCUGUGGGCGAUGCGGGAAGGUUUUUCACUCUUCUGGUUAUCUUAAAGUUCACAUGGAAACCCAUGGUGAAAGAAACCCUUUCCACUGCAAUGUGAACAAUGGUUCAUCUUCUGAUGGAGAUACGGCUUCUACAUCAGAAGAGCACCUGAAAGCACAGAGUCUUUCCUGCACCAUCUGUGAGAAGACUUUCAGCUCAAAGGGGUUUUUAGCAAGACAUGAGAGAAAACACACAGAACAGAAAUUCUUUAAAUGUAGGAGAUGUGGGAGCAGAUUUUCUACCUUAAAAGAGAGGAACCUUCAUUCAAAAGAGCACAGAGUAAAGGAGUUCCACUGUGAAGUUGCUCAUGAGAGAAUACACACUGUGGAAAAACCAUACGAGUGUCCUCACUGUAAGAAGAGAUUCAGAUGCAGAUCCCGUCUGAAGAAACAUGUCCGUGUGCACACCAACGAAAGGCCGUAUCAAUGCAGUGAAUGUGGAAAAACAUUUAAGCAGUCAAGUACUCUAAAGACACACACAAAAUGUCACACUGAUCAGAAACCCUAUCAGUGCUCUCACUGUGAUAAAUGUUUCCAUACAAAAUAUAGUCUCCAAUGCCAUGAGAGAGUGCACACUGGAGAGAAACCUUACCUCUGCUCUCAUUGUGGAAAAAGUUUUUCAGAUCUUCGUACAUUACAAAUUCAUCUGAGAGUGCACACAGGAGAAAAGCCUUAUCACUGUAGCAUUUGUGGGUGGAGUUUCAGUCAACAAACUAACUUAGUGAUGCACAAGAGGACACAUACUGGAGAAAGACCUUACAAAUGCACUCAGUGUGACAAAAUGUUUGCUCGAUCUGAUAUCCUUAAAGUCCAUGAGAGAGUGCAUACAGGAGAGAAACCUUACCACUGCUCUGUCUGUGGGGAGGAAUUUGCUUAUUUAGGAAGUCUUCAUACUCAUCAGAAGAAACAUUUGAAAGAACAAACUGACUUAGAAUAACUAUAGCAUCUUUUCUUAGUUUAUCCAGAAAUGCACAACGAGCUCUCACUGCCAUUUAGGGGGUAAUAUCUCAAUAUCUCAGAGUUUUAAUGUGGAUUUGGAGUAGAGAUUAAGAGUUGAAGGUAGUGCAUGCAGUAGUUUUUGAGGCAGCAGGCCUAUUGUACAUAUCUCAUUUAAGUCUCUAUAUUCACUGAACUAAUGGUCUUAAAUCUCUUCAGAAGUAAAUACUUUCAAAAUCUUUGUUUUCCUGGUUUAUUAUUAGCGAUUCACUGAUACCAUUAUUAUAUGAUACUUUUAAGAUAUGAAUACCUGGUAUUACUAUGACCUUAAAGAAGAUAUUUUUUUUAGAUAUUUUACAGAUUUAAUUAUUUUUUGGCUUUAGUACAAUGACAGAAUAAAAUAGUUAUUUCGUUAACAUGUUAUCUUUAUAAUAUCACACUGUUUUUCCUCACACAGUAAAACUAGGUCUUUAUACAUGAAAACAUAAGCUGACUUUAUAUUUUAUAUAAAGUCCCUUGCAAGGGUGUCAGCAAUUUUGGGCGUUCUUGGCAUCAAAAAGUUUGAAUACCCCUGCAAUAAACUAAAAUAUCACACCAUCUUCUACACCGCUCCACGCCACAUACGGGUAAAUUAUUACAAACUCAUACAAACAGAAGCCUCAUAUGAAGUUAAUGUAAUCAGAUUAUUUAUUGCAUUUUGCUGAAUCUGUAACGGGCAGUCGCUGAUGUGAAUCAGAUGUGACCAACAGAACUUUAUCUAUCUGUAUUAUUCUCACUGGAAAACCUGCUGAUGUAUCUGAUUUCAGCCCAAUCAAAUAUGAUUAAUUUAUAUUCACAGAAAUAGUUCAUGUAAGUAAUAAUAACCUUUGAAGAUGUGAUGAAUUCAUGAAAAACAAUAAAACUGAAAGUGCAAAACAUCUUUAAGUAUUGAACAGAGACAGUAAAUACAGAUACUGUGACAUCAUCAGUGUAGCAGUUGGAGUGUCGUCAUAG
Myxocyprinus asiaticus (Chinese sucker) is the source of this 2780-nucleotide messenger RNA. RefSeq names its product zinc finger protein 260-like. Bases 16 to 1788 code for a protein of 590 amino acids. The record is from RefSeq and is a predicted model, not a curated record. NCBI's taxonomy places the organism in Eukaryota, Metazoa, Chordata, Actinopteri, Cypriniformes, Catostomidae. The transcript is spliced from 5 exons.